AUGCAUCAGCCAUCGAUUGCGGCAGCUUUGACGGCAGCGCUGGCUGCCUUGCCGUCGGCCCAGGCUGCCAUGUACACCAAGUCGUCACCCGUUGUCCAGCUGAACGCACGCAACUUUGACAGUCUCAUCACUAAUUCAAAUUACACAUCUAUUGUUGAGUUCUAUGCACCAUGGUGCGGCCACUGCCAGAACCUGAAGCCUGCGUACGAGAAGGCAGCGAAGAACCUGGAUGGCUUGGCCAAAGUCGCAGCCAUUGACUGUGAUGAUGAUGCCAACAAGCCAAUCUGUGGUGCUCACGGCAUCCAGGGCUUUCCCACGCUCAAGACCUUCCGUCCUGGGAAGAAAGCCGGUAAACCUGUCGUAGAGGACUAUCGUGGACAGCGCACCGCAUCGGGCAUUACCGACGAAGUCGUCAACAAGAUCAACAACCAUGUCGCGAAGCUUACGGACAAGGACUUGGACGCCUUUUUGGAGAAAUCUGGACCCAAGGCAUUACUCUUCACGGAAAAAGGCACGACGAGCGCCCUUUUGCGCAGCAUCGCCAUUGACUUCCUGGACGUCAUCAAGGUUGGCCAGAUUCGCAGUAAGGAGACCGCAGCCGUGGAGCGAUUUGGUAUUGAAAAAUUCCCUUCGCUCGUCCUCAUCCCAGGCAGUGAGGACACAGAGCCAGUCGUCUACGGUGGCGAGCUCAAGAAGGCGAGCAUGGUAGACUUCCUCAAGCAGGCCGGCGAGCCCAAUCCUGACCCGGCGCCGGCCAAGGGCAAGGGGAACAAGGCCAAGGCGAAGCCCAAGGCCGAACCCGCCCCGGAGCCUGAGGAGUCCCCCGAAUCGUCCACUGCCAGCUCCACGGCCGAGGACGCUGCUCCCACCGUCAUCCCCAUCCAGUCCAUCUCAUCCGACGACAUGCUGCACGAGAACUGCCUUCAGAAGAAAUCACACACGUGCGUCCUUGCAUUCACUCCCGAGGGCUCUGCCGAUGGCGAGAAGGCCAUCGAAUCCCUGUCCAAGCUGAACACCAAGUACAUCCGUGGACAACACCAUGUCUUCCCAUUCUUCGCUCUGCCUGAUUCUGUCGACAUGUCCUCGACCCUCCGCACAUCUCUUGAGCUCGGUGCCGAUGUCGAGCUGAUUGCCUUCAAUGCCCGACGCGGCUGGUUCAAGCAGUUCCAGGGCAAGGACUACACCGUAGAGGGUAUCGAGGCUUGGAUUGACGCUAUCAGAAUGGGAGAGGGGGAGAAGAAGAAGAUGCCCGAGGGCGUGCUUGCCGUGAAAGUUUCUGAGGAGAGCCAAGCCGAGAAGAGCUCAUCAGAGGAAACCAAGGCUACCGACCCCGAGCCAGAGAUCGAGACUGAGGCGCCCGAGGAGGAAAUUGUGCACGAAGAACUGUAA
This is a messenger RNA of Emericellopsis cladophorae, 1389 nucleotides long. RefSeq names its product protein disulfide-isomerase A6. The transcript is spliced from 2 exons. Gene Ontology annotation, biological process: response to endoplasmic reticulum stress. Gene Ontology annotation, molecular function: protein-disulfide reductase activity; protein disulfide isomerase activity. Gene Ontology annotation, cellular component: endoplasmic reticulum lumen. The record is from RefSeq and is a predicted model, not a curated record. NCBI's taxonomy places the organism in Eukaryota, Fungi, Ascomycota, Sordariomycetes, Hypocreales, Bionectriaceae. Bases 1 to 1389 code for a protein of 462 amino acids.